This is a messenger RNA of Brugia malayi, 870 nucleotides long. RefSeq lists its product as uncharacterized. Gene Ontology annotation, cellular component: nucleus; mitochondrion. NCBI's taxonomy places the organism in Eukaryota, Metazoa, Nematoda, Chromadorea, Rhabditida, Onchocercidae. Gene Ontology annotation, biological process: base-excision repair; base-excision repair, AP site formation via deaminated base removal. The coding region runs from base 1 to 870 and encodes 289 amino acids. Gene Ontology annotation, molecular function: uracil DNA N-glycosylase activity. The transcript is spliced from 7 exons. The record is from RefSeq and is a predicted model, not a curated record.
AUGAAUAGGACGUCUUCCACUGCCAGAGCAGUAUCGUUGAGAGUGUCAACGAAGUGCAAUAAUCUUAUGUCAUGGCUCAAACGGACGGAAGGUCCCUUGAAAAAAGAAACUGCAGCAAAGAUUUCAUUUGUUGAGGGGAAAGAAAGCUUAGUCUCAGGAAAAGAUGUUACGUCACAAGGAUCAGUAGAGUAUCUAAAAAGUCUGGUUGAAGAUACUAAUUGGCGAAAAGUGCUUUUGGUUGAGUUUCAAAAGGAAUAUAUGGAUAAAAUUGUUAAAUUUUUGAUAAUGGAAAAGGAAAAGGGAGUGAAAAUUUAUCCACCUCAACAUCAAAUUUUCAACGCUUUCAACCUCACUCCGCUGCAGCAAAUUCGCGUUGUGCUUAUAGGUCAAGACCCUUAUCAUGGCGAAAACCAGGCACAUGGACUGUGCUUCUCAGUUUGCAAAGGUGUCAGACUUCCACCCUCACUUAUAAAUAUCUACAAAGAACUGAAGACGGAUAUACCAAAUUUCAAAGUUCCUGCCCACGGCUGUCUCGAGUCUUGGGCUCAUCAGGGUGUCUUUAUGUUGAACGCAACACUGACCGUUGAAGCUCAUCGACCAAAUUCGCAUAAUCAUAUCGGGUGGCAAAAGUUCACUGAUGAAGUAAUUCGAAUCAUUUCACGUGAAUGUAAAGGAAUCGUCUUUUUGCUUUGGGGGGGAUUCGCUCACAAGAAAGAAUAUAUAAUUGACAAGAAAAAGCACAUUAUUAUCAAGACUGCACAUCCAUCUCCACUAAGUGCACGCAUGUUUUUGGGUUGCAAAUGUUUUUCGAGAACCAACGAAGCUCUGAUGAAACUUGGGCAACCGGUUGUUGAUUGGGGUGCAUUCUGA